GGAGGAGGAAGAGGGGGAAAAAGCCGGAGCUGCCAAAUUGGCCGCGGACGAGCUGAUCUCUUUAAUGGACCGCUGAAUUGUUAAAUGACACAGCGAUGAAUGUUGUGAUUUCUCUCCCCUGAUACAAGAUAGCUUUAUCCGGAGCUGCAGCAGCUUUGCCCGCCUGUCGCUUUUCCAUGCAUAGCCUUUGCAGGGUCAAGAUGCAGUUUCGGACUGUGCUGGACGUGAAAGUCGUGGACGUGGAGAAGAGGCGCAAUCCGUCCAAACACUACGUAUAUCUCAUCAAUGUCACCUACUCUGACAACACCUCCCACAUCAUCUACAGAAGAUACAGCAAAUUCUUUGACCUACAGAUGCAGAUACUUGACAAGUUCCCAAUUGAGGGAGGGCAGAAAGACCCAAAGAAGAGGAUCAUCCCGUUUCUCCCAGGCAAAAUCCUGUUCCGGAGGAGUCAUGUUCGAGACGUGGCCAUGAAGCGGCUGCGUUUCAUCGACGACUAUUGCAGGGCGCUGGUGCGACUCCCCCCUCAGAUUUCUCAGAGUGAGGAGGUGCUGCGUUUCUUUGAGACGAAAACUGAAGACGUCAACCCCCCAGUGGAGGACUAUGGAUCCAAGCGCAAGUCGGGGAUUGACAACUUGGAGCCUAUGGUGCUGGAGCAGUACGUGGCGGUGGCCAACUACGAGAGGCAGGAGAACUCGGAGAUCAGCCUCAAAGCUGGCGAGACGGUGGACGUGAUUGAGAAGAGCGAAAGUGGUUGGUGGUUUGUCAGCACAGCAGAGGAGCAGGGCUGGGUGCCGGCCACAUACCUGGACUCCCAGAAUGGAACUCGAGACGACUUGGAUCUGGGCACUUCCAGGACUGGAGAAGUUACUAAGAGGCGCAAGGCCCAUCUGAAGAGGCUGGACCGCCGCUGGACUCUUGGGGGUAUAGUCAACCGCCAGCAGAGCAGAGAGGAGAAAUAUAUGACAGUGCAGCCGUACACCAGUCAAGGAAAGGAUGAGGUCAGCUUUGAGAAAGGGGUCACCGUGGAGGUCAUCCAAAAAAACCUGGAGGGCUGGUGGUACAUCAGACAUUUAGGGAAAGAGGGCUGGGCCCCUGCCUCUUACUUGAAAAAGGUGAAAGAGGACUUCUCCCCCCGUAAGAAGACCCUGACAGGCCCUGUGGAAAUCAUUGGCAACAUCAUGGAGAUCAGCAACCUGUUGCAAAAGAAGUCAGUCAGUGAGAAGGACAUCCAGACAGACGGAGAGGGUAGCUCCACACCAGAGCGCCACAUCUCCAAGAGUGAGAUCAGCCUGCCAAUGCCCUAUAACUCUGAAAUCAAUGCUGAAACAGGCAGGAGGCUGAGCGCAGGCCGUGACACCAACAGUCCAUGUCUGGGGAUAGCAGCGAGUGCUGCCCUAAAUGAAAAUAAAGGGAGAGGUGAGCCAGGGUCCCCAGCUGUUGCAAGAGUGGCACCACACAGAGUGGAAAUUGGCUUUGAUGCUAUAGGGUCUCCAAACCUGAGACAAAAACCUCCUCCAAGAAGAGAUACCAACUUGGGAUUCCAGUUACCCAAGCCACCAGAGCCCCCUGCUGUGGAAGCAGAGUAUUACACUAUAGCAGAUUUCCAGUCCUCGAUCUCUGAUGGCAUCAGUUUCCGUGGAGGACAAAAGGCUGAUGUGAUAGAGAAGAACCCCGGAGGUUGGUGGUACGUGCAGAUUGGAGAGAUGGAGGGCUGGGCCCCCUGUUCCUACAUCGACAAACGUAAGAAGCCCAACCUCAGCCGUCGAACCAGCACCCUGACCCGGCCCAAAGUCCCACCCCCAGCUCCACCUGUCAAAAAACAAGACUCUGAGGAGACUCCCCCUACUUCUAACUCUGCCUCCAAAGUCUCAGAGUCACCCAGCAGACCUGUGUAUGAGGAACCUGAAUAUGAUGUUCCUGCAAUUGGAUGUGAAGGUGAAUCAGAUACAGAUUCUCUGAAGGAUGAGCGCCCCCUGGAUGUGAAGAUCAGCAGUGUGGUCAGCAACAAGUACCGCAGUUCCCCUCCUUCUAGUAAAGCCUCUCCUCCUGUCUGCAAGGCAUCUCCCGUUUUCAGCCAUCGGAGGGCCUCCUACAGAUCUGGAGAAGAGGUUGCAAAAGAGGAGUGUAUCUAUGAGAAUGAUGGCUUCAGGCCAAGCAGUGGCAUUGAAGGAACCAAAGCCAAAGGUUCCAGUGUGCCCAACUCUCCAAGGAGCUACCAUUCCUCUACCGUCCCACGCAAACCCUCUGGAUCUUCACCUUUAGCCGGUAGACCCAUGAAAACCAUGACACCAGAGAUGAAUCGGCGAAGCCAGACUUUGGGCAGACACAUAGAUAUCAGCCUCAGGUCCCAGGACAACAGCCCCCACUCUUCAUCAGAUGAAUUGAACAGAGGCCCCAAGAAAGGCUCAGGCUUCAGCCGUGAUGUGGAGCAGAGAAUAGGUCAGAGCCCCUCUACUAGGCCCAAGCCCUCUGUCAGACCUAAACCACUCCUGACCAAAUCAGAGCCCCAGAGUCCUGAAAGGAUGGACAUCAGCUCUCUGAGACGCCAGCUGAGGCCCACAAGUCAGUUUCGACAUAGCCUCAAACCUUCACGUGGGGACGAAUCUGAAACAGCCUCUGUUAUUUCGUCAGAGGACUCGAUGUGUUCACGCAGUACCUCCGACCUCUCCUCUGUUUAUUCCAAAGGGAGCCGCGGUGACUCCGACUUGGAAGGUCCUAGUCUCUACCGAUCCCUUGAUGCCUACAAGAAGGCCCAGGACUCUGAGGUCAGCUUUCCAGCUGGGGUUGAGGUCGAGGUUCUGGAGAAGCAGGAGAGCGGUUGGUGGUACAUACGUUGGGGCUCUGAGGAGGGCUGGGCUCCCUCGUACUACCUGGAACCUGUCAGACAAGUGGUCUGUGGUGAUGGUGGUGGUUUAGAAUCAGAUGGACAUGGGAGUGGUGGAAGCAAGUCCAAUAGCCUGGAGAAAAACGAGCAGCAUGUUUUGGCCCUCAAUAACAUCAAUAUUCAGGGUCUUACCCAACAGCAUCAAGGCCUGAGGAGGAACACUCCACCGAUUCCUUCAAAGCCUCCUGGUGGCUUCUCAAAACCAUCUGGGAUGGUUAAUGGAGGUGUACGGAUGAGGAACGGGGUACGCCAAGUGGCAGUGAGGCCUCAGUCUGUAUUUGUGACCACCUCACAGCCAGCUAAGGACACACAUUACAUGACAGGGUCUCUUAGGCGAAAUGACUCACUUGGCAGGAGCGACCACUAUGGCUCUGGUUCUGCCACUCUUGGUGUCCGUCGAAAUGCCUCCUUCAGCACCGUGCGGCCACAUGUGGUUGUUGAAAGUCAGACGAGGCCUGCCGAGCACACCAGCCUGGGGUCCUCAGGAAGCGGAUUCAGCACAAGCAAUGUCCAGGAUGCCCUUAGAGUUAGCCAGCGCAACGGUAUUCCUGUGUCCACAGUCCGGCCCAAGCCCAUAGAGAAGAAUCAACUGAUCCACAACAACCUUGGCAGGGAUGUGUAUGUGUCCAUCGCUGACUAUCGUGGAGAUGAGGAGACUAUGGGUUUCACUGAGGGCACCUGUCUAGAGGUCUUGGAGAGGAACCCCAAUGGAUGGUGGUACUGCCAGGUGCAGGACAGCCUGCUUCCCCGCAAGGGCUGGGUCCCAUCCAACUACCUAGAGCGGAAAAAAUAAAAUCAACCCACAUCUCUCCCCCACCCUUCACCACAGCUCCCCUUUUUGAUGUCUCCAAGGACAUGGGUGGCAUCACUCCUUAAGAAUGUUACCCGCAAUCUCCCAUAAGCAAUAUGUCCUUGAAAAUGUACAUUUAUGAAAAGACUGUGUGAAAAGAAAGCUGUUUUAAUCUGAUAAGGAAGGACACUUUUAGUGCUGGUUUACUAAAAUGUAUACAAAGAGGAUUGUAAAGAUUUUAAGUAUUUUGCCUGGUAAUGAGAGACGAACGUGGGACUGACCACAUUUGAGAAGGACAAUGUCUUUGAGAUAUGAAAUGGUAUGAAUGGGAGUGACAACCUCUAAAAGAGGUUUUGCAUCAUGUAAAACAGAAGUUGAGCAGGGUAAUGGCUAUGCUUAUUCCUGCCCAUCACUGACUAUGAUGGCCGAAAAGUGCCUUUUGUAUUUGAUCACCUAAAUGGAAGUCCUAAAUGGUGGAUGGCAAAACACUAAAUCAACCAAAUCUUUUAAAUGUGCCAUAGGCCUAUGAACACCACCAAGAGUAUUUCCAUAACCAAUUAAGUGCUCUACUAUAGAGUGCAAACAAAGUGAAACGUUUCAAUUUGGAGUGCUUUGAUUGGUCCAAUACACAGAUAAAGAAGAUAGAAAAGUGGAGAUUUAAGGGACUCAAGUCACCAGAGAAUUUACUCAUCUUAAGCCACAGUCAUCAAGAAAACAAACCAACAUUAAAUCUCUUUAUUGGUGUUUUUUAUUUAGUUUCAUUGUUCAUGUUAUAAUGUCUUGUCUUGAUACAAGUCUUCCUUAGAUAAUUAUUUCUGCUUUCUUGUGACAUCUAUUUUCUACCAACAGCCGAGAAUUGGAAAAGUGAAAGCUCCUGGCUCAUGUCUUGUACCAUCUGAAGUGACAUUGGCAAAAUAUACUGUAGGUGCUCUGUUUGAUAAAUUGGCAUAGUGUUGUCGUAAAUCGUCCUCUCAGAGCACUACAAAAAAUCAUUAAUAUUCAUGUUUUUAAUCUCAGAUCUUCUUAUCUGGGAUAACAAAUACAUGAAAUAACCUGUAAUGCUUGAAAAUGCCAGUCAGGUAUUUUAUUUUUCUGGAAAAUCAAAGGAACAAUUUAUAACUUGCUCUCCAGAACAAAACCACCUUAUUUGGGUAGCUAAUAACCUCAAAAUAUGGAAUCAAUUAGUUUACAAAUGUUUAAGUAUACUGUAGUAUUUUUAGUUCCAGGAACAAUUGAUUUUGUAUAUAUUUUGUUUUGUAUUCAUAUAAUAAUAGCGCUGUUGCGGUGAUAUAUUAAAUAAUGACUGGAAAUAAGGUGAAAUAAUACAAUCCCAGGGAAAUACUUGCAUAGCAUUUAGCCCAAAAUGUGAUCAAACCAAAGAGGAAUAUCAUUCAUUGGCUGUUUUUUUGAUAUAUUACUAUUUAUUUAUGGUACAAGUAAUGCAGUGUAUUCAACAAAAUACCUAAAACGAGGUUUCUGAACUGAAAAAAAAACCUUUUCCUAUCAAUACCUGGAAUCACUUGAGACAUUACAACAAGAAGCAAAUUUUAGCAUUAGUUAUUGCUGUGCAGUAUAUGAUAACAGAGUUGUCAUCUUAUUUUAAAGGUGUUUGGGUAUUCCUUUACAUCUUUUUUAUUGUUACGUAGGGUUUAAUAUCAAACAAAGAUAAUACAAAUAAAACGUCAAAUCGAGUUAGAAAAGUUAACGAAAGUUAGAAAAAACUCCCAAAAUGUAGAAGUGAAAUAUUCAGAGCUGAAUUUCAAUUUUCAAGAUUCAAAUGGCUGAUGUUCAAGACUGCUGAAAUACAUUUUCUAACGAACAGUGUGAGCUCUCUGAGCUUAACACUUAACUUUUCAUUAUGUUUCUGCUGGACAGUAUUAUAUUAUUAAACAAAGUACAGUACCUGCUAGAUCGCAGUUAUCUAUUUUAGCAAAACCAUAUUUGAUUUUUGAUGUUAACAUGUAUGUGAUCGCACAGUGACAAUAAUGAGGAACGAAGUGGUUCUGUUUUGUGAAUUAGUGCACUUUAAAACUGUUUUUAUAGUGCAUUAAUGUAAAGAUGCAGUAAAUACCCAGCAUAUUAUUUAUGGAUUUUUUUUUUUUGGUAUUAUUUAAUUUCUUAAUUCUUUCUUUCUUCACCUCAAAUUAGAAAUUCAACUCUUUAAUAGAAGAGUUCUCUCAGUGACAAUAAACAUGCCAAAGUCUCUUGAGUAGAAUUGGAGAAACAGAGACCUCUUGUGGAUGUUAAAAGGUACUACAAUAUGAUUAUGUGAUUAUUUAUUCCAUCCACAAGGUUUAUCAGCCAUCCUACCUCAGUGCAAUAAGAAAUGCACUGCUGGUCAGUGAGUCUGCCCGAAAACUGUACAGAAAUUUGAUGGCUUUUUUUUGUUUUGUUUUUUUGUCUUUUUAAAAAAAAAAUCUCAGUGCAGCUAAAAUAUUUUUGUAGCACGUGUUUUUUAUCGGGCAAUAAUUUAUUUGUGAAAUUUUUUCAAAAGUUUAUUUUUUUAUCUAUGCUGUAUGCUGCAACUUUAGCAAAUCAUGGGCACUUCCUUCAUCUUUAUUGUGCUUUACAUAAUGCCGGAUUUUAAGUAUAUUUAUUAUGAUUAUAUUUUAUUAUGGUUUGACAAUCAGCUUAAGCCCCCUUUAAAAUAUGUGGCAUUAUACAGAUUUGUUACACAAAUUGGACUUCAGUCAGCUUAAUAUGCAAAAUGCAGACUCAGCUGCUCAGCUUAGUUGAUACAAAUUUGAGGUAUAUGCAUUAAUUUUAAUAGAGACUAAAUUUAAAAUAUUACAUGGACACAAAUGAAAAUUAACAAUUAGGAUGCUGAUAUUUGCAAGGCCAUACAUCUUCCCCUUCCCAUCCAGACGAAGGCAUUAUGUAAAUGUGUUGAAUCACCCUUUAACAUUUCGCUUCAGCACAUGUUAUUAUUGUAUGUUGCUUUGUUUGAUUGAGCUGAAUUUACUUGGCUGAAAUUGCAAGGGAAUCGUUCUGUGUCAAGCCAACCAUUUAACUGUGUUGCAUCUAUCUUUAUUCAUGCUUUUCCCCCCUUUUUUUUUUUUCUUAUUACCUAAUUUUGCCCUAAUUUUGUCAAGUUCUGUACCCACGAGGAAUUGUGCAAUAGAAAAAAAUGUUUCAACAAGAGGAAAAAAUAUCACAGGUCUAGCAAAACAUGAACAAUGCCAUUACAUCUGAUGGGAGUAGAUAUCCCCAAUCAAACUGCCCAGUCAUUAGCUUUUACCAUGAUUUUAAGCAUUUCAUAUUUCAGUCUGUCUAAAAGAGCAGAUGUGAAACACCCUAAAGCAUCAGAAAACUAUCAAGCAGACUCAUUGGACCAAAGCAGUUGUAUGUGACACCUCAUAUUAUCUCCUGACGUGAUGGACUUUUAUACUAACUCUAAUUUCUGCUCCUCCUGCCCCGGAUCAACAGUGGACAGUGAUUUGUGAAUAGCAUGGCAGAAACCCACUGACCCAUUCUGUACUGACAUUACAGCCAUCUGGGUCUUCUUCACAGAUGGAGAGCCUUGGGCCCAUCAUCAGGGGCCUCAGCAGCCCUGCUCUGAGCUGUCACGUUCGUGCCUGAAUGGAAUUUUGAUAGUUUCUUGUUUUUGUUUUGUUGUUUUUCUUUUUUCGUUUCCCCCUCCGGAGUCUGUCCUCUCUCUCCACCUACGCGGAUGCCUCUCCUGACAUGUAUCCCACUGUUGUCAAACCAAGUCAGACUUUUUUCCCUCACCAGUCACCAUAGCGAAAGGUGACAUUUGGAACCAUUUGUGACGGCGGGCAAAGAAACGUCAGCAGGAGAGUGUCAGCAGUAAACAAGAGACCGGGGAGAUGCACGCUCCUUCAGGCCAUUUCAGUUCAGUCCUUCAACUUCCAGGAUGUACGCCAAAAAUAGAAACCCUACUUCUUUUUUCCUGAGCCCCAGGCAAGCCUUAUCGGUGUAAGCCACAGGUGAAUACGUCAUUGUGCUGAAGAGUACUCUGAGUUCUCUGUCCUGUUAGGGGUGGCUUGUGUCCAUUUUGUUUGGAUAGUUUGUAGUUAAACUCCACCUUAAAGGAAAAUGUUGCCAUUUCUUAACUUGGGUCAUAUUCUUAUGAUUGUGACAUCUAGAUUCUGACUAUUGGUCAUGUACUCAUCACCUCCUUUGUAAAGGUUUGAGAUGCAUGUGGUUAAGUGCCAACCAUCUGGCUAACCACUUAACAAACUAGCUUUUCUUCAUGUUUCGUGUAUAGCAUUAUUCUAUUUCAACAGAGGUAAACAUGUAAUAUAAUUAAGCCCUGAGAGGCGUUGAUGGCUUAGUACAGGUGGUUAAAGACAUUAGCUGUCAUUCUAACAUUCAGCAUUUGCCUCUAUUGUUUGCCUCCAUUUGAUUUAGCACCUUUAUGGUCGGCCAUCAAAGGGAACUGACUCAUAACCAUCCUCAUAAUAGUCCACAGCAUAACUCUCCAUUGCACAUAGCUGCCUUGAAUUUAAACAGAUCUUCUGUUGUUGUUGCUACCACUUAUCCAGCAUGAACACAUGCUAAAAUCAAGAGUGACCUCUAGCCUCACACAUGUUAACAAACUGGAGUGUGCUUGUUAGUUGGCAAGCUGCCCUUGAAAUACAAAAGCUAAUCCAGGGAGAUAAUUUUAGUCAGACUCAGAGACAAGCGUUCACAAUGAUUAAUGUAAGACUAAAGUUUAUUUGGAAAGUUUUAAUAGGCUCUCUCUGCUUGUCCAGAUACAUGUUUGUUUUGCUGGAGUUGUGUUUUCCAAAUCUCCACAUCUGAGGUGGUGAAUGCUAGGUAAGCAUGACCCAGACCACAAGUAUUAGAAUGAGACCCUGGUUAAUAAAAGAAAACAAAAUUUCCCUUUAAGUUACAUUUUCCUUUUUCAAUCAUGACCCACCAGUCCAGCCCGUCUCAGCCACACUGCUCUCAUACCUGUGUUCAUCCACCCGGCAGAAAGGAAAUGAAAUUGGCGGUGGCAGUAUUUUUACCUUCCACCUGCAUAACGGAGUAUAUGUGCACAUGCCGGCACACACUCGAUGAUGAUGAGGAGUCAUUCAUGCCAGAGGAAAUAUAUGAGUUUCCACACAUAUUCCCGAAGGUCAGCCGGGUGAGACGGGCCCCAGCUAUGCUGUUACCCCACGUCCCUCCCCCGCUCUCUUUUUAUUUUAACAAAUGGAUGGCAACUCUAAGCACCUUAAACUCUAUAAUCCCAAACACUAGCUCCUGCUGUCAUAGCAUAUUCCUCCUGGCUACACGUCCUCUCUGCUUCCCUCUUUUCUUUCCUUGCCACACGAGGCACUUUCAGAACCGUUUUAUAGUUCUAAGUCCUGUUGGAGGAACUACCCCAUUUUUAAAGUGUCUGCUCAUUAGUAACGAUCGUACUUCUUAAAAUAAUGUCAUGAGGAACUUUUUUAGCUACUACUUUAGGGUAGGUAGUCUCCCAGUACAAGAGGAACCUUGAGUGACGUAAGUGUUCGUUGAUUGGUCGAACACAUGAGCCAUUGCAGCACUGGUAACCGCCAUAUUUUAAAACCUGUGCAAAACGUUAGCCGUGUAAGCAACAGCUCUUAAUGUUAGCCUUAAAAUCGGAACACAACAUGGACAAAUGGACCGACAGUGGAGUCCAGGCUUUAUUGAGCCUAUGUGCAAUGUUGUUGUAUCUUGCGCAGAAGUAACAUUGUCAUACCAACCACCAGCUAGCCUACGUCACUACAGCAUUCCUAUUGGUGGUGCGAGUUCAAACGAGAAGAAAAAGCCCUUGAUGAUAUGUAGUUCUCGGGGGAGUUCCCCAGUGGGUAGUUUCUCCAAAGAAGUCCCCAGAACUAUUCGGUUUGAAAGCGCCUAUAUAUAUCCAUACCUCUCCUUCCUCGACAUGGCCAAGCAGUCUAUUCCCGCUGCAGAACGAUUGAGAUAUCUAGGAGGGUUCAGGGGGAGUGUUUGUGUGUGUUUUUUGCAUGAUGAGAUGGAUUGUUUGCAGGUGCGCUCAGGAGAGGAGAAGCUGGAGGUCAAGGAUGAGAUUUGUGAGAGUAGGAUGCAGGGAGACACGAGAUGGAUCAGAUAGCGGAUUGCAGUAGACGAGGUGAGAGGAGCCGUGCUUUGAUAGGAAAUGAAAGGCUAGCGGGCUACCGUUCUGUACACUUAAAAACCCCACGGCCAUGAAAAAUGAUUCCUUCCAACAGGGAGCCCAUUUAAUCAAACUCUUCUACCCACCUUCAGACCCUAAUGAGGUCUCAGCUCCCAAACCUGUGAAAUCUCAUUACUCCAAAUAAUGUUUUAAUUGCAGCAGUGUCUUGAAGCUGCUCGCAAAGAAAAUGCAAGUCAGAGAGAGACAAACAAGUUCACAGUGCAGUAGCUCCUUAUUCUCCAUCUAUAUAUGGAGAAUAAGACAACUGAUCUUAUAUCUAAUAUCUGUCACUGUCUUCAGAUCUAAUGCAGCCCAGAGGGUGUUGAGAGUUGAGCUGAGUGUUGAAUUACUAAAAAGCUAAAAAAAACUUUUUUGGUAUAAGACCAAAAAGGGCUUCAAAUGGUAGAGUCCUUGUCACUUCUCUCUUAUUCCUUUGUGUGUUUGUUGAGAAAAUAAUUGAAUGUUGUUGUAAGUGUAACACAGGAGUUGAAAGUUUUUUCCCCAUCUAAUGAAACAAGCUUUAAUUCAUAAAGGAAAGAAUAAAAAAAGUGUUGAAAUGGAAUAUAAAGUCAACAGCUCCGCAAUGAAGUUGCUGAAUAAAUGAAGGCGGUUGUUUGAUAGAAGGAGGGGUAGGUUUGAUAAGAAAGUUUCAGUAAGUGUGUGGCAGCAGGUGAGAGGUAUUUAGGGGGGAUGAUUUUUGUAGGUUUUUAAUUAAUAUCUAGUUUAAAUGUGAGAGAAGAAAGAGAAAGAACAAGUGAACCUGCAGGGCUUUUUUCUCAAGCAGUAGGGUACAAAAAGAAAGAGAAAAGAAAAAAUCCCCAGCCUCCAAAUCAGAAAAAUGCUUAUUAUUUAUGUCAUUCUGAAAACUUCCUCACAGAAUCACAGCGGGUAUCAGUGGGAGCUGUCUCCGAGCUGCAGAAGGGAGGCUGUGUCGAGGAACGAGGCACGCCGCUGUGUCUCUGUCACACUUUUCUUUGUCUCUGUUUGAAUCCCAGUUCCUAAUUAGCACAACGGCGUGUCUUAAUUAACCUUAGCCAGUCUGAUGAUAUUCCAGCGCUAACAGCUUUCUUAAUCAAGGAUAUUGUGACUGCCUUCCCUCUGGUGCCAGUUGAAGCUCACUCAGCCAUUUUUUUUAUGUGUUUGUGGCAGAGACGAGCUGUCAAAAGUGAUUCAUGUUGAGUGACAGCUGAGGUAGAUUCAUGGGAAGGUGCAGCCAGUUUUAGCCCCAGUGUUGCAUUUAUAGAACAGAAUUUGUCACCGCCGUGCUGUGGAGAGCAGUGUGCCAAAAAAAACAAAAAAAACCUUGGAAGCCCAAUGCCAUCAAGCUCCUGAUGUGUAAAUUCUGAUAACUCCAUCAUCCGUUACCAGCAUGUCAACAACACGAACAAAUACAAAAACAGCUACAGGCCUGGUGUUGGACCAAAGGAGGUGCUAUUCUUUUUUCUUUUCUCUUUUUUUUUAAUAGGCUACCAUUGUUAUGCAAAUUUUGUUGAACUCUUGCAAACUCCUUGUUUUCAAAAGAUAUGCCAUGAGGAAGCUUUAUUCCACGGUAUAUGUCAUUGAAUCAUCCACUGAUGACUGAUCACACAACAUCUUACAUAGUGACACAAGCCAAUCUAUUUGAAACAUCAUCACACUGUACACAAGUGUAUAAUCAUGAAGUAC
Molecule: messenger RNA, 11451 nt
Organism: Scomber scombrus (Atlantic mackerel)
Lineage: Eukaryota; Metazoa; Chordata; Actinopteri; Scombriformes; Scombridae
Gene: sh3pxd2aa
Product: SH3 and PX domains 2Aa
Exons: 15
Coding region: 177-3680 (1167 amino acids)
Biological process (GO): superoxide anion generation
Molecular function (GO): superoxide-generating NADPH oxidase activator activity; phosphatidylinositol binding; protein binding
Source: RefSeq, a predicted model, not a curated record